This is a messenger RNA of Cyprinus carpio (common carp), 469 nucleotides long. RefSeq names its product dedicator of cytokinesis protein 11-like. The coding region runs from base 37 to 465 and encodes 142 amino acids. NCBI's taxonomy places the organism in Eukaryota, Metazoa, Chordata, Actinopteri, Cypriniformes, Cyprinidae. Gene Ontology annotation, molecular function: guanyl-nucleotide exchange factor activity. Gene Ontology annotation, biological process: positive regulation of filopodium assembly; positive regulation of GTPase activity; small GTPase-mediated signal transduction. The record is from RefSeq and is a predicted model, not a curated record. The transcript has 4 exons.
CAGAGUGCCUCUGUUUGUCUCAGGGUAAUCAUUCACAUGGUGUCUCAGUGUCAUGAGGAGGAACUGGAGCACUACUUGCGCUCGUUUCUGAAGUACGUGUUUCGGAUCAACAACGCAACUUCAGAAAACUCUUUGACGACACAUGAAGUUUUGGCUACAGCAGUGACUGUCAUCCUCAAACAAACUGCAGACUUCAACACCUGCAACAAACUCCUCAAGUAUUCCUGGUUCUUCUUUGAGACCAUUGCAAAGUCAAUGGCACAAUACCUCCAGGAUGGUAACAGAAUGAAAAUGCCGCGAGCCCAGAGGUUUCCAGAAUCAUUCCACCAAGCACUGCAGUCCUUGUUGUUGGCGAUCAUGCCUCACAUCACUAUGCGCUACGUGGACGUCCCAGUGGAGGCCCGCUCCGUCAACUUUAGCUUGGCCUGCUUCAUCAAGGUCAGGCCUAGAGCUGUAGUAUUUUAGUAUG